Messenger RNA from Pteropus alecto (black flying fox), 2215 nucleotides. RefSeq names its product FtsJ RNA methyltransferase homolog 1 (gene FTSJ1). Gene Ontology annotation, biological process: cytoplasmic translation; tRNA methylation. Lineage: Eukaryota; Metazoa; Chordata; Mammalia; Chiroptera; Pteropodidae. The record is from RefSeq and is a predicted model, not a curated record. Gene Ontology annotation, cellular component: cytoplasm. Bases 486 to 1478 code for a protein of 330 amino acids. The transcript has 11 exons. Gene Ontology annotation, molecular function: tRNA methyltransferase activity.
UCCGGACCAGCUACGUCGGCACAGGCUGACGGGAGUCACGUUGUAAGUUCGGGUUGGGUCUGGACCUCGCCUGAGCCUACGCAUUCCACGAUGACAGGCUUGCCACGCUGCGGUGGCCCUUAGGUGUGCGCGACAGGCAUUCGGAUCAACUGAGAAUACAAACCUAAGCCCUAAGAUUUCUCACCGGUUUGCGCUCUCGCCUAGGCUCGGGCUGCUUGCGGACUGGCCUCCUUAGUCUCGCUUCUCCCCUCUCCGAAAGCUGAGGUAGGCCCUUGGGCGCGGAGAACGUGGGUCCAGGGCGAGACGGUUGAGGCACGACUGCCCUGUCCCACCAGCGAGGGAAGAAGGGAAGUUUGCCCUCAGCGCUGUAGCUUCUCAGUCUGGGCGGCUGACACCAGAGGUAGGUGGUGGCCCACUCACGCAGUUACUGAUAUAGAGCGGCAUCAGCUUACUGUUGGCAGGUCCCUGGGCAAACAGUGUGUGAGAUGGGACGAACAUCAAAGGACAAGCGGGAUGUCUACUACCGCCUGGCCAAGGAGAAUGGCUGGCGUGCCCGCAGCGCCUUCAAACUGCUACAACUCGACGAGGAAUUCCAACUCUUCCAAGGCGUGACACGGGCAGUUGACCUGUGCGCAGCCCCGGGCAGCUGGAGCCAGGUGCUGAGCCAGAAGAUUGGGGGCCAGGGGUCUGGCCACGUGGUGGCUGUGGACCUUCAGGCUAUGGCUCCAAUACCAGGUGUGUUACAGAUCCAGGGAGACAUCACCCAGCUGUCCACUGCCAAGGAGAUCAUCCAGCACUUUGAGGGCUGCCCCGCGGACCUAGUCGUGUGCGAUGGGGCUCCCGAUGUAACUGGCCUCCAUGAUGUUGAUGAGUAUAUGCAGGCCCAGCUCCUUCUAGCCGCUCUAAACAUUGCUACACACGUCUUGAAGCCAGGGGGCUGCUUUGUAGCCAAGAUCUUCCGAGGCCGGGAUGUGACACUGAUCUACAGCCAGCUGCGUGUUUUCUUCUCCAGCGUGCUCUGUGCCAAGCCUAGGAGCAGCCGGAACUCCAGCAUCGAGGCCUUUGCUGUCUGUCAGGGUUAUGACCCCCCUCAGGGCUUCUUGCCGGACCUGACCAAACCCCUGCUGGACCAUUCUUACGAUUUCAACCAAUUAGACGGUCCUACCCGCAUCAUUGUGCCCUUUGUGACCUGUGGGGACCUGAGCUCCUAUGAUUCGGACCGCAGUUACCCACUGGAUCUAGAGGAUGGCUCAGAGUACAAAUACACUCCACCCACGCAGCCCCCCAUCUCGCCACCAUACCAGGAGGCCUGCACGUUGAAGAAGAAGGGGAGGCUGGCCAAGGAGAUCCGCUCCCAGGACUGCCCCAUCAACACAGUGGAUACAUUGCCCCAACCCCUGGCUGCCCUGCAGCGCCACACCAUGCUGGCUUCUGAGGUCUGGAACUGUGGCCCAAGACCUGCAGUGCCUUUUUUCUGAACCCCCAAUGCCCCCAUUCCCAGUGUGCCUCUUUCUGCCCGCAAAUCACGUGGUUUCUGGGGCCAAAAUUCUCUUCCCUGCCUCCCCAUCCAUAGCUAUAAAAAUCAAUGGGUAAAGCCCAGUAUAAUGAAUAGAAAAGUUUAGCCAAGUAUCUGAGUCCCUUUUCUUUUUCUUGGGUAGGUGGAAGACAGUGAAAUGAAUUGUUCGCCUUAACACAUCAGGUAAAUUGGCCUUUUUAUCUGAGAGUUUGAAUAUAGGGCACCUUUGAGAAAAAAGAUCAGUAAAAUCUCACCUUUGAUGCUUUUACAUCGACCAAUAAGAUUUCAGUCAGCAAAUCUUAACUAAGCACCUGAUGUUGUUUGUCAGGAACUGCUUUAAGCACUUGACGUGGUACAUAUUUUGAGGCAUUCGGUAAACAUUUAUUAAGCACGUAUUGUGUUCUGGGUGUUGUUCUAGGUUUGGAGGUAGAGUGGGGAACAAAACAGGCAAAUAUCCUGGCCCUCGUAGAGCUUCUAGAUCGGGGAAGAGGUAACAAACAAUAACACAGUCUAUGAAUGAAUGCAGGAGUUUCCACACAAACGCACACAUAUAUAGCUUGCAUUUCAAUAUGUAUUUAUACAGUUUGCAUUGUAAUAUGUAUGCAUGUGUAUGUACACAUAUAUUUUAUAUAUAGUAUGUAAAAGUAAUAUUGGAUGUGAAAAAAAAUUUCAAUAAAGCAAGGUGAAGAGAAUCAGGAA